Heterostelium album PN500 is the source of this 972-nucleotide messenger RNA. RefSeq names its product RasGEF domain-containing protein. The transcript is spliced from 3 exons. Gene Ontology annotation, biological process: small GTPase-mediated signal transduction. Gene Ontology annotation, molecular function: guanyl-nucleotide exchange factor activity. Lineage: Eukaryota; Evosea; Eumycetozoa; Acytosteliales; Acytosteliaceae. Bases 1 to 972 code for a protein of 323 amino acids. The record is from RefSeq and is a predicted model, not a curated record.
AUGAAAAAGAGUACGAGAUCAAACAAAUUCUCUGGACCAAGAGUUCCUCAGAAAGGUGAUGAAGAACAAUCGGUUCCACAAGCAGUAACCAAGAUAUCUCCCACCAGUACAGGUCCACCGGUAAUCAAUCCAUACGGUCAUCCCAACAUUAUGGUAUCGAUGAAACACUCGUUGAGAUUCUGCGAGGAGCAUCUGAAAUCCGAUUUCCCAGAGAUAUUUUCAGCCAUAAAAUUAGUAUUAAUUCAUAAAAUGGUUAAUUCGGAUGAUAAUAAUAAUAACAAUAACAACAAUAAUAAUAGCAAUAUAAAUAUAAGUAGUAAUGAUUUGAAAAUACAUAAUCAACUAUCAAAUCAUUCUAUAAAGUUGGAUAUAGAUUUCUUGGCGGAGGAACCAGCUUCGGUUGUGGCGAAACGAUUGACUCUGAUGGAGAGAGAUCUCUACCUAUCGAUCCCGAACGAAGAGUACUACGCCGAUCUGUGGAUCUACGAGGAUCUCGAAUAUAAGACACCGAACAUCGAUCGAUUCAAACAGCACUCUGAGAUGAUAACACGGACCGUAAUCAAAGAGGUGACGUCGGCAUCGCCAGACGGUGACGAGCGUAUCAAGAGAAUCAGCAGAUUCAUCGAGAUCGCUUCGGAACUCACGCUCAUCAAGAACUUCAACGGUGCCUAUGAAAUACUGCAUGCAAUCGAUCAGCUGAUCGGUACUAAAUCCGGAAAGAAAGAGCUCUGGGAUAACCUGCCACCCGCAGCACUAAGCAUCUACAGUCAACUCAUCUAUAAAUACUCAUCGGCUGACAACUAUAAAAGUAUCAUUUUAAUUGAUUUUACAAAUAUAAUACAAUCAUCAUCGGAAUAUAUAGGUAAUAUAGAGGAUAAGAUUAUUGAAUUUGAUAGAUAUUGGAGAUUAUGGCAAUUGAUUAGUGAUUAUCAUAGAUGUUCAGAAAAUUAUCAAAUCGAUGAUAUAUUUUAA